AUGUCGUCCACGAAGCAAUGCACGCAGGUGGCUUCAGUAGAAGCUUCGCCCGUAGCUCCUGCAGUUCCUGCAGAUCCCAAAGCCAAGGCGAAGGAGAACAUUGAGCGUAGCGUGCAUUCAGCAAGUAUGGUGAACCAGGAUGGUCACAUUGAGGUGCGCCACCUCCGCGAGAUGCUGACGGCCUUGAAUGUCCCAGCAGAUCAUUGUGAAAUUCUUGUGACUGCAUCUGGUGCAGCGGUGAAGGAGGAUCAUGUCCACUUUAGCGACUUUCUGUCCUGGCUCUUUCCCGAUGGAGAGGUGCCCCAAAAGCAGCGCCAUGUGCGUGGCACCGGAUCGAUGCUGGAGGGCCUUUAUGCCGGGCAGCUGUCAUUGGAGGAUGCCUGGUGUCAAGCAAGCUUCAUGAUGCAAUUGGACGAUCUUCUGAAGGUGCAUCCAUACUUGGAACCUGGAUCUACCACGGCAGCUCAUCCUUUGCAGUAUUGGGUCACAAGGUGCAGAGCUGCCUUCACUCGCAAGAAGUUUGGCGAAGCGCAGGAGUCUCUGCGACGCCUUCUUGCAGGUGAGUGUUUUGAAGAGUUUCAGUGUGCAUACUUGGGCUGGGGCUUGGAGGAAGCAAGUCUUAUUGACUUAGACAAGGAUGGCCGCAUCACGCUCCCAGACUUUCAGGGCUUUGUAGGACGAAUGGGAGGUGUGCAACAGCUGUUCGAGCACCGGCGGCUGCGAAUAUCCUCAAGCCGCAAGGAUGUAUGCGACCAUGCGGGCCUCGCUGUGGGCUCCCGCGUUAGGGCUCAUUUCUAUUGCCAUGGGCACAAGAGCAGGUCUUGGCGGGAGGCUCAAGUGCUGGCAGUGGGGGUUGAGAAACGACAAGGUCCAAUGGGUCCAGUGACCUAUGGCGUUCUUCUGGAGUUUGGCUUUGGCUAUUCGGAGAAACACAAACGCUGGCGUGCCAGGCAGGUGGUGCCGCCUACCUGGGUUCUCAGCAGCGUAGAAGAUGCUUCCGUGCAGCUGGCCAUGCGGGAGAUUGGUCUGUUGGAUGAUGAUCAAGCGUUCUGGGCACUGCUCCUUCCUGAGUCUGAGAUGCGAGCUGUUGAACGGUUGACGGACUGUCAGCGGAAGGCAUUAGCAGGUGUCCGUGCCCACUCCACUGAUAGCCACGAGCAGGCCUUGACGCAGGUGAAGACGAGAUUCAAGAGCAUGGGAUUUGAGGGCCGCGAAUUGGAAACAACCUUGGGCUGGAUUCAGGACAUGGCACCCGUUGUCAUCCAUGUGAAUCUGGAUCGUAUGGGGCACUUCAUGGAGACUGACGAGUUCUACCGCAACCAGUUUGAGACGAAGACAUCCAACGGUGCCUUAGAUCCAGUUGCUUGGCAGAAUUACUGUAUGAGACCACUGAUGACCAGUGACUUGAAGCAGGUAGAAGAGUUUGCAUAUGUCGGCAUAUGCGUAAAUGACAUCAAAUGA
Molecule: messenger RNA, 1461 nt
Organism: Cladocopium goreaui
Lineage: Eukaryota; Dinophyceae; Suessiales; Symbiodiniaceae
Source: the annotation of a GenBank genome assembly